Messenger RNA from Bacillus rossius redtenbacheri, 696 nucleotides. RefSeq lists its product as uncharacterized. Lineage: Eukaryota; Metazoa; Arthropoda; Insecta; Phasmatodea; Bacillidae. The coding region runs from base 121 to 621 and encodes 166 amino acids. The transcript is spliced from 4 exons. The record is from RefSeq and is a predicted model, not a curated record.
AAACAAAUUCAAACCAGUAAACAAACAUUAAAUUCUACUGCACAUAAAACAGUAUUUUUUUUCCAAAUUGAAUCGGGCAGCCCGUGCAGUCGGCUGCUGAGAGAGAGUGAUCCGCGGACCAUGACGUCCGACGCCCAAGAGCUGGAUAACGACUUCAACUACAACAUGGUCCUGGCCAACCACAUGGUGACGUACCUCCAGUCCGCCAUGGACCGGCAGCUGGUGCGGCGCUGGCUGGAGAGGCUGCGGCGGUACCGCCGCUCCCGGCGGCAGAUGGCGGUGCGCAAUGAGCUCAUGUACCGCCUCGCGAGGAACCUCAACGACGCGGCGCUGCGGCCCCCCUUCACCGAGGUGCCGCCGUCGGGCCCGCUCGAGGCCUGCUUGCACCAGCUGUCGAGCGACGACAGCUCCGGGGAGGAGAAGGAGCAGAAGGCGCCGGGGAAGGAGGAGGACAGGCCGUGGUGGGAGGCCGUGGACUCGGCCCGAGGCGAGCAGCGGCCCCUGGUGCACGACAGGUCGCCCGACGGCGGGGCCUUCCUGGCGGCCCAGCCGGUGCCUCGCUGCGGCGUCUUCUGCUACCUCGCCGUCGUCGCCAAGGGCAAGGACGGCGACAAGCGCUGACUAACCCCCAACCCUCCUUCCUCACCGACACUUGUGCUUGGCCCCGUCGUAAUAAACAGUGGUGUGACAUUUCAA